AUGGAGGAUGAGGCCGAAAGGCAACGACAGGGGGCAGCGUCCCUUCGCAAGUUCCUGCAGAUGCAGCAGGCCGCAGGGUUGGCGGUUCCUGGAAUGGAGAUGUUGGCACAGAUCUCGCAACCGACGCGCGGCAAGCCAAGUUCCAUGGUGAUUGGCACCAAUGAAGGAGACGGGCGCAUCAAUGCAGCGCCGUCCCGGAAGGAAUGUGGCACGCUUUCUCCUGUGACGAAGCAGUCGACUGCGGUGACGCUGAAGGCGGACGAUUCCAGGCAGAGCUCAGUGGAAGCGCUUGCCGAGAACGGGGACGCCGAGGCAGAGGAGCGGCGAACCACAGCCUCACCAGACGAGGCAGCCGGCAUCAGCGCUCCGACAAUCAUGGGUCCGGAAGGCUUUGCGAUCCACUCACGGCCCAACGCAGCCUUGCGACGUCGAGAGGCCUUAAACCAACAAGGGCCAGGACCCAACUCUUGUUCAGGAACCAAACGUGUGGCUUCGAAGCAGAAGGGCUGCGGAUCAUUUAUGGGCGACCAAAAUCGGCGAGUGCAAGCAGCACCCUGUAAGCGUACUCGAGCUGUCUGUGCUGACUUCGUAUCUGUUCCGCGUGUUUUCGCGCCUGCUUUCUACGAAGAGUUCAGCAUCAUCGAGCUGCACACGCUUCUUUCCGGUAUGACUGACUGGACGCACGACGCCAUGUGUCUCCAUGGGCCGCACGCUGCUAAAAAGAAUGGCGAUAAGAAGGCCAAAAAAGCCUCAAAGAAAGAGGCCAAAAAGGCCAAAAAGGAAGCGAAGAAAGCCAAAAAACUUGCGAAGCAGAUAAAGAAACUCGAGGAGGAAGUGGAGAAGCGGAAACGCCAAAUCAAAGGUGAGGUGCAGGAGAAGAAAAAGAAGAAGAAAUCGUCGUCCUCCUCGUCUUCUUCAGCCGCCAAGAAGCAAAAGAAAGGCCCCAAUAGGCUCUUGAACGAAAGUGCCGAGCAGCCGCCAGCCGCACCAGAGGAGCACCACGUCAGCCAGACAGCGCACGAGGACGCAGCCAGAUGCACUCGCGUGACGCGCUCAAGUCAAAGUACCGGCUCCAAGGACAUGCAGUGGUUUGGCGGCGAUGCGGGAGACGGCGAGCAGGAAAGGUCACCAGAACCCGAGCAGCCCGAGCCGGAGCAGUCCAGCUCCGAGGAGUCCAACCCAGAGGUCCACGAGGCAGUCUGCGAUCACUGCGCGAUGGAGCCGAUCGUCGGUCCUCGCUUCAAGUGUGCGAUCUGCGAGGAUGUGAGCCUCUGCAGAAAGUGUUACAAGCGGCGGCAGGAGAUCCACAGACCCAGCCACCGUUUCUUCGCGAUGAAGCCCAUGCAGAAACCUCGAGGAGGUGACGGCACUGACCAAUUGACCACGGCGACGGCGACGAGAGCCCAGAAAGCUCCUGUUCCUGUUCCAGCCACGGACGUGUCUGGCGCGCCUGCAGAGACGGGCCCUCAGGGCCCUCUUGGCUUUGUGGCUCUGCCACCGGCGGUUCCUGUGCCCAUUGUUCCUGCCGUGGCACAAGAAGUAGCAUCGCAGAUGCAAGCACGCUUCCUCGACAUGGGAAAGACUUAUGCGAAAAGUUGGCAGGAGUCCGUCCCGUUGCUGCAAGAUCUUUCAUCGAAAAGGGCCGUGAAGGUGCCCAAGCCGGAGCCAAGCACGAAGGUCGGCAAGCAGAUGGUCCGUGGUGCGACUUGCGGACUUUGCCUUCAACAGGUCGUGGACUCCGAAAGCGGUGUCCUGUGCUUCCGGAUUCGGGCGGAUGGGACAGCUGCUGGUUGCAGCAAGAGCGUGUGCUUCCCUUGCAUGGCCCGCGCCUCCUCCCGCAUGUUUGGAAAGGUCCGUGUGAACAAGGAGAUCUGGGUGGCCAUGGGGGCACAAGCUUGGUGGAUGCACGAGCGGUGCAUGACAUCAGAAGAAGUCACGGAGCACGCUGAGCUGGUGAAGUCCACUGGUUUGGAGGAAAGCCUCAAGGUGAGCGCAAAGCUCCCGAAGGGCUGGAUCAGCAAGAUUUCCAAAACCACUGGCAAGGUUUACUACGUCAACGCACAGAAAGGGAAGACACAGUGGACGCUGCCAGAAGAGGAGGUCGAAGAGACCGAAGAGAGCCAAGAUCAGCCCCAGCAUGAUGAAGUGCCGAAAGCUGAAACUGAAGACAAUGAAGCCGAGAAGCCGCAGAAUGACCAAGAAGAGCUGACAGAGCUUUGA
Molecule: messenger RNA, 2220 nt
Organism: Symbiodinium sp. CCMP2592
Lineage: Eukaryota; Dinophyceae; Suessiales; Symbiodiniaceae
Source: the annotation of a GenBank genome assembly